Messenger RNA from Candida tropicalis MYA-3404, 912 nucleotides. RefSeq names its product thiamine diphosphokinase. The transcript has a single exon. Gene Ontology annotation, molecular function: ATP binding; thiamine binding; thiamine diphosphokinase activity. The record is from RefSeq and is a predicted model, not a curated record. The coding region runs from base 1 to 912 and encodes 303 amino acids. NCBI's taxonomy places the organism in Eukaryota, Fungi, Ascomycota, Pichiomycetes, Serinales, Debaryomycetaceae. Gene Ontology annotation, biological process: thiamine diphosphate biosynthetic process; thiamine metabolic process.
AUGUCGGAAUUGACAAGUUUAGAAGAGAAAGUUAUUGAACAACCAGAUAAUAUAAUUAUUCCUCCUCCUUCAGAUGAUACAAAAUAUCAUCGUAUUCAACCAUUUUUACAUUUAAGUGGCAAGAUUCCAUAUGUUACAAAUCGUGCUCUACUUAUAUUAAACCAGAAAAUUAACAUUGACUUGAUUUCAAUUUGGGAGCAAUGUGAACUUGUUGUUUGUGCUGAUGGUGGAACCAAUAGAUUAUAUGAUUAUUUCACUGAUGAACAAUCAAGAAUGAAAUGUCUUCCUCAUUAUAUUGUGGGUGAUUUUGAUUCUCUUCGCCCAGAAGUUCAAGCAUAUUAUGAGUCUCGAGGAUGUAUUGUAAUUCCACAAUCAUCUCAAUAUAGUAAUGAUUUUAUGAAAUGCAUAUAUUGUAUUCAAUUACAUUAUCAGUUGAAAAACACCACUUGGUAUGAGAUGCUUGAUACAGUGAAUGGUUUGGAAGAAUUGUGGAAUUCUAUUCCUCAUUGUAGUGCUGACAUAACCUUGUAUGUUCUAAAUGCCAUUGGGGGAAGACUUGAUCAAACCAUUCAAUCAAUAAAUCAAAUGUAUAUCUUGAACAAAUCAGAUGCAAACUUGACGUUGUACUUCAUAACUGAAAGUGAUGUUAUAUUCUUGCUAAAGAAAGGUCAAAAUUAUGUCACAUAUGAAAACAGAUCCUUGUUUUGCGAUUCUGGAAUCCCAAAUUGUGGUCUUUUACCUUUAGGAAAUGGUUCUGUGGUGUUGAAUUCGUUUGGAUUGAAAUAUGAUGUUAGAGAAUGGACAACACAGAUGGUGGGGAAAGUCAGCUCAAGUAAUGGUAUAUGUGGAGAAAAUGGAUUUAUAGUAGAAUGUUCUGAAGAUAUAGUAAUGAACAUUGAAGUAACUAAGUAG